Molecule: messenger RNA, 5061 nt
Organism: Talaromyces stipitatus ATCC 10500
Lineage: Eukaryota; Fungi; Ascomycota; Eurotiomycetes; Eurotiales; Trichocomaceae
Exons: 1
Coding region: 1-5061 (1686 amino acids)
Biological process (GO): DNA integration
Molecular function (GO): nucleic acid binding
Source: RefSeq, a predicted model, not a curated record
AUGGCACCCACGGAUUAUACAGAUUUUGAUCCGAAUGGCAAGGACCGCAAGACAAUCGAACCAUGCGUAAUAACACGAACAAAGAUCUACACCGAUCUGUACGACGACGACCUAUGGUUUACCUUCAAAGAUGAUUUUGGAGACUGGACUACAGAUAACCUUUGCAAAGCGACCGUACCAGUCCUUGGAAAACUACGUGACGUACUGCGAACCAAUGGUAUAUAUGUACCAAAGGGUGGACACGCAGGAAGAGUAUUAGCGAACACACUGACUCUUCCAGAACCACACGAAUGGACUGAAAGUGAAGUUGUUGAACACAUACAGCUUAAAGGGACCUUCAAUUCCCCAUUUAUCCAGUUGAAGUUCGCUGCCACAAUCAAAAGAAUCAACGACGCCGCAAAUGUGACAAUACAAAAUAAUGCUCAAUUCGUGCAAGAAGAUACCCCCUCUCCACCGUCAACAAACCUACACGGCAUGGUAACAAGAGCGAAAGCAUCUACAGGUGGCCCACAAGAUAUGACACCACCCGCUGAGACGGCGCCGCAGGCACCACUAGUACAAGUAGCGACACCUACCCAAACGGCAACAUGGCAAGGAACGGGAUAUGUUCCAGCAAUCCGCGACCAAGAAAGAACGUAUUCGCAGGUGGGACAAUCUGCACUGUUGUAUGUUAACAGUAUUGCACAACUUCGGAAGGUGUACACUACAGACAGCACCAAGUACGGCGAUAAUGAAGACUCAUUCGACCUGGCUCACAAUAUCUUCUUAGAUCUCUGCCGCCAGAUGGGUCUACAUACCGCAGAAGCACGGAACCAGGCAGUUUCAGUUAUGCUCAAAGGACUCGCACUCGACUAUUACUAUACGUGGAAAGAUCAAUGGGAGCGCAUGGGAAUCGACCCCGCUGUGGCAGUCAAAAACCACUUCGAAAACGACGAGCACCUACGAAAAGUGCAGACUGACUGGGAUGCGAUAAAUCUUUAUACGCUCUACCACAAACUGCGACCAGAACUACGAAACGAGGUUAUUUGGCAUGCAAAGCUUAUUUCUGCUACUCGAACACACCCAGCAUGUCACGCAGCAACUGGAAAUCCCGCAUCUACGAUCCCUGGUCUCAUGCAGAGCCUUCGAGGAAGUGUCAGCCAAUUUGAAGACACUAAGCGAGCAGCGCAACAGCACUUCGCAGGCACAUACAAUACUGAUCCGUAUGACGUUCCACGAACGAACAUGACAGAACGUCGCUUCUUCAACAAUAAUCUACGAUACCAACCUCAAAACCGCAGCCGCUUUACUCGGAAACCAUCUCGUCACUUCAGAGGUCCCAGAAACGACAAAAAGACAUGUUAUAUCUGCAAGAAACCAGGACACUUAUCAUAUAACCACUCGGACGAGGAGCGCGAGGCACACAAGCGUGAAUGGAAUAAAAACAGAUCUGGGAGUUAUCAACAAUUUAUGGCUGAAAUUGAGGGCUGGGAAUAUGACCCUGAAUCAAUUGAAGAACUAGCAUCAAGUGGCGCUUAUUUCGAGGAUGACAGCAGUGAUGACGAACCUCCAAGGACCAAGGAUUCAAUUACUUCCAAAGAUUCAGCCAAUAAGAAUGCACCACUCCAGACUACCUCAACCCAUUUUGCCAGCGCUUUCUUCACUACUGAUGAGAAGCCAAAGGGAGAAUUAGGAAAGUUAAUCACUACAGAGUUAGCAAAUCGAGCGACUAUGCACUGUGUCAAAGCCCUGGCAACAAAGGAAGCACAAGAUGGCGACAAUAUAGAGAAUAACGUUGAAGAAACGAUUGAUACAAGCACCUACGUUUCGGCAAGCCGAUACUCCGAAGACACAUGGCAAGGUAUUCUCAUUGACACCGGCGCUGCAGACUUCUCUACAGCCGGAUACAGUCAAUUCCUCGCAUAUCAGAAAGCUGUCAAGGGAGCUGUAAUAGACACGUCAACCGCAAAUUCAGUAGGGAUCAAAUUUGGCUCAGGCGAUCCUGUACGCUCAAAAGGCUCAGUCGAUGUUGACACACCAAUUGGCCGAGUCCGAUUCCAUAUCCUCGAAACAAUGACACCGUUCCUGCUCUCUAUCAAAGACCUGGACAGACUGAACGUGUAUUACGACAACACCAAAGAUCUUCUCAUUGGCCCAAAAGAGAAUAUGACUACCCAGGUUAUACGAAGAUUUGGCCAUCCAUUCCUUAUAUGGCAGGAGACCUACGAAUCAUGUCUCCUGGAAUCACUUGAUGAGAAUCCCUGCUUCCUCACAGAAGCAGAAUUACGGCGCCUACACCGUCGAUUCGGUCAUCCCUCAACUGACAGAUUCUACCGCGUUAUCGAGCGCGCAGGCCACGACGCUGACCGUGAAGCAAUCGAGCAUAUUCGCAAAUUCUGUCAUCACUGCCAAAUCCAUGGUAAAUCUCCUGGCCGUUUCCGCUUUACGUUGCAAGACGAUAUACAUUUCAACCAUUCAAUUAUUGUUGAUAUUAUGUAUAUUGAUGGUAAACCUGUACUUCAUAUUAUCGACGAAGCAACACGUUUUAACGCCGCACGUUGGCUCCCUAAUAUAUCUUCAAGUGCAACAUGGGAUGCCCUACGUGUUGCCUGGAUUGAUACGUACCUAGGACCACCAGAUCUCAUUGCAACUGACGCUGGAAAGAACUUUGUGAGUAAGGAAUUCUCACAGCUCGCGACAUCUAUUGGCACCACUGUCAAGAGCGUUCCUAUUGAAGCUCAUUGGUCAAUUGGCAUGGUUGAACGCUACCACGCCGUACUACGUCGCGCCUAUACCAUCAUCUCCGACGAAUUGCCAGAUCUACACCCCGAUAUGGCACUACAAAUGGCCGUAAAAUCUGUCAACGAUACUGCCGGCCCCAACGGCCUCGUACCCACGCUUCUCGUAUUUGGUGCCUACCCACGACUUACGCAAAACGACGCACCAGCAAUAUCAGUUGAACAACGUGCUACUGCACUCAAGAAAGCAACUGCUGAGGUACGAAAAUUGUACGCACAACGACAAGUAAGAGAUGCACUCAAUACCCGUAACGGCCCGUCAACUACAGUGAUCCAUUCGCUACCACUCAACUCGAACGUCCUUGUAUUCAGAGAAGGAAAUACUGGCUAUGCUGGAAAAUGGGAAGGCCCAUACAAACUAGUAGAAGUCAAUAACGAGACCUGCACAGUCGCACUUCCAAGUGGCCCAACUCAAUUCCGCUCAACCGUUGUAAAGCCAUACUAUGCCGAGGACAUGCCACCUAAGGAUAUUGCCACUACUCUAGACCAUGAUAACGCACCUGAACCCCCAACACAAGGAAAUGCACUCCUACCGCCAUCGACUGUCAAAAUCCCCUCUCAACGACCGCAGCGCAACCGUCAACCAUCCGCUCGAUACCGAGAUGACGAUUUCGAAGCAUAUAUCAACAAUAAGGAGAUUACUCAACCUCGAGCUAACUUUGACGAGGUAUUGGAACAAACAAGAUUUACUGACUCACGCAAGCAAGAGGUGGAUGGCCUAUUGGAGAGAGGUGUCUUCCACUUCGUGCAUGAGAAUGAAGUUCCCAAAGGUGAACGUAUUUUCAACUCACGAUUUGUGGAUGAGAUGAAGAAUUCUGGCACCGACAAGGCCUUUGAAAAAUCGCGACUUGUUGUGCAGGCUUACAAUGACGAAGGGAAGGACUUCAUAUUGACUGAAUCACCAACUAUACAACGCUGCAGUCAGCGCCUGAUUCUAUGCCUGACUGCCUGUAUGGUUACUCACUCCCUAUGGCUACGAGACGUUGUUCAAGCGUAUAUUCAAUCGCAAACGUAUCUUAACCGUGAUAUCUUCGUACGACCGCCACUAGAACUCGCCAUCCUCCUUUCACCAGGCACACUGUUAAAAGUCGUCAAGCCUCUAUAUGGGAUCCCUGAAUCAGGCAAUCAUUGGUUCAACACCUACCAUAGCCAUCAUACAGAGAAACUACAAAUGGAGACGUCAACCUACGACCCGUGUCUCCUACAUUGUAUUGACCCUAGCAAUGGCUUUGGCAUCGUUGGCAUGCAGACUGAUGAUACUCUUAUCCUCGCCGACAACGCCUUCGCUAACCGCGAAGAGAAGGAAAUUAAGGCUGCCAAGAUACAGUGCAAACCUCGCGAACGACUCUCGCCUACAAACCCGCUGAAAUUCAACGGUGGCCUCAUCUCGGAGACGGCCCAGGGUAUUAUGCUUAGCCAAGAACGAACCUGCAAGCUUAUACAAAUCGUGCAAGAGCAACACGCCGAUAUGACAAGCUCCCGGGGAAAGAUCCGCAAGAACGCAUCACCAAAAGAACAAUACGUAUCUCAACGAGCGCUUGGUGCCUAUAUUGCUUCCUUAACGCAACCGGAAGCCGCAUUUGAUUAUGCCUUCGCAGCACAGAGCACUAAUCCGCAGAAAGAGGAUAUCAAAUACCUCAACAAGCGCCUGCAAUGGCAAAUUGACAACCCAUACCGCGGCUUGAAGUUUGUCAAACUUAACAUCAACACCAUCAAACUAUACGCCUUUGUUGACGCGGCAUUCGCUAAUAAUAAAGACCUCUCGUCACAAAUCGGAUUCGUUAUUGUACUUGCCGACGCCUCGAACAACGCGAAUAUUGUACACUGGUCCUCGGUCAAGUGCAAGCGGAUAACACGUAGCGUACUAGCCUCGGAGCUAUACGCCAUGGUCAACGGCUUUGAUUUCGCUGCCUCUAUCAAAGCAACAGUUACGCAGAUUCUACACCUCGAGAAUCCGCUCCCGCUAGUGAUCUGCACCGAUUCAAAGAGCUUAUAUGACUGCCUUGUGAAACUUGGUACGACACAAGAAAAACGACUCAUGAUCGAUCUCAUGUGUCUCCGCCAGUCAUACGAACGUCAAGAGAUUACGGAAGUCAAAUGGAUAGAUGGCAAUAGCAACCCUGCCGACGCCAUGACAAAGAACAAAGCAUGCAACGCUUUGCAGAUCCUUGUUGAUACGAAUAAGCUACAUAUCACUGUCGACGGCUGGGUAGAAAGGUCUACCACGACACCGCAAAAUCGCGCGAUCAAAGCAAAUUCGGUGGCAUUCGCAAAUCCCCAAUAA